GCAAGUAACAUUAACCCUAACAAUACAAAUAGACCAUGACUUUCUCUCUCAGAAGUUUCAAGCCGAUAGCCGCACCAGAACCAAUCGAAGCCAGAAGGAAAAACCUAAAUUCAUCAGAAUGGGUAAGGUUCAUGGAUCUUUGGCUCGUGCCGGAAAAGUGAGAGGGCAAACUCCUAAGGUUGCAAAGCAAGACAAGAAGAAGAAGCCACGCGGUCGUGCUCACAAGCGUAUGCAAUACAAUCGCCGAUUCGUCACCGCUGUUGUGGGAUUCGGAAAGAAGCGUGGACCUAACUCAUCAGAGAAGUGAGGAUGAUGCAUCAUAGUGGAAGGUUUUUUGAUUAGCUUGCAGAAUGUACUUUUUAUUUUUAUUGAAGACAGAGUUUUGAUUGAGGAACUAUUGAAUUUCUGACUGUUUAAAUGAAAGAGAUCUUUUUGUUCUAGUUGA
Messenger RNA from Vicia villosa (hairy vetch), 445 nucleotides. RefSeq names its product small ribosomal subunit protein eS30z/eS30y/eS30x. Gene Ontology annotation, cellular component: ribosome; cytosolic small ribosomal subunit. The transcript has 3 exons. Lineage: Eukaryota; Viridiplantae; Streptophyta; Magnoliopsida; Fabales; Fabaceae. The record is from RefSeq and is a predicted model, not a curated record. Gene Ontology annotation, molecular function: structural constituent of ribosome. Gene Ontology annotation, biological process: translation. Bases 119 to 307 code for a protein of 62 amino acids.